This is a messenger RNA of Pocillopora meandrina, 2637 nucleotides long. Lineage: Eukaryota; Metazoa; Cnidaria; Anthozoa; Scleractinia; Pocilloporidae. The record is from the annotation of a GenBank genome assembly.
ACCGCUGAAUUGGUGCUCAGGCCUCUUCUAUCAAACUCGUUCAACAUGGCCGACGAACUAGAGGGAAAUGCGCGUAAGAAGAAGAGGAAAGAAACCAUUCCUGGUGUAGUUUAUAUGAGUCGAUUACCCCCAUUCAUGAAACCAGCUAAAAUAAGAAACAUAUUUUCACAAUAUGGAGAAGUAGGACGACUAUUCUUGCAGCCAGAAGGUAAGAAUUCAAGGAAAGACAGAGAAAGAAUAUGAUGUUAAUUUGAACAUGUGCUGUCUACAAAUUCCAACCACUAAAUUGAAAACCUGUGUUGAUACAAGUGGGUUAGAAUAUCAGGUAUUUUAUUAUCGUUUAUAGGUUCUUUUAAAUUUUCCUAUAAAAUGAAAAACUUAGAGGUAAGUGAUUCCCUAUGAUAAUUUAACUUUCUAGCGAAAGAAGGAGAACUUCAUGAUAAAUCGGCUGCAGGCCGUUCUCCGAGCAAUUAGAAUUUGAAUUAGCUUAUUAAAAUACCACCCAUAACUUCCUUUUGUCUUUAUAUUAAGAAUAUGAGUUCCUCUUACCUUUAAUCUAAAAAUUCUAACAUUUUUAAUAUUUUUAUCUCAAUGAAUAUUGUUUUCCUCGCUUUGCAGAUGCUGCUGUGAGGAAAAAGAGAAAGAAAUAUGGUGGGAGUGGAAGAAAGUUAUUUACAGAAGGAUGGAUCGAGUUUAAAGACAAACGAAUAGCAAAAGCUGUUGCUUUAAGUUUGAAUAACACACCUAUUGGUAAAUAAAGUCCUAAAGUUUUCUUCUUCUGAUGUGAACUUUUUUGUUUAACCCUUUAACUCCCAGAAAUGAUGAGCAUGUAAUUUCUCCCUUUAAUAUCCCCAUAUUAGGUUGUGAGAAUACCCAAACUAGUCAGAUAGGAAUUGUUAUCUUGAUCUAAUACCAAAUUCUCACAACUAGUUAACAAGGAAAUGUGUAGUAGCCAGAGGGAAGAAUUAACAAUCAGAUCUUGGGAGUUAAAGGGUUAAGUUGGCAGUCCCUGAUGAAUACCAUAGGAUGAGAGUGACUCUGAUGAUACUCUUACAAUGUUUUGUAUGAGUUACAAAAGUAAGAAGAAUAAUAUGCUAAAUUUUGUCAGUGGCACUAAUAGAUCCAUUACUGAAUCAUUAGCAGGAUAGAUUGCCAAUUAUUGAUUGAUGAAAUGACCAAUAAAUUGACUGACAAACUUAAUUCAUAAGUGAUUGACUGACUAAUUAACUGAUUGAUUGACUCACUAUGACUGAUUGACUUAUGCACAGAAUGACUGACUGCCUGUGACUAACCGAAUGAAUGACCACUUCACACUCUCUCAUACCUCUCUAAUUGAUGAUUUGAUAGUGAAAGAAACAAUCUAAGUCCUGGUGGACCAACAUUUACAUUCAGUAGGCUUGCAUUACAUUCAGUAGGCUGAUAAAUCAAGGUACCAGACAAUUUUAAAACAAACAAACUUAUAAAUGAUGGGUUGAUCUAUGGACCAGCUAAGAAACCUCAGGGCAAUUAACCCACAAACAAACCAAAAAAUCUGUCAAAGAACCAGUGGCCUGUUGGAUUUUUGUAAACUGUAUUAUUUCCUUACACACAGGGGGAAAGAAAGGAGGAUAUUACCAUGAUGAUAUAUGGAAUAUAAAAUAUCUUCCAAAAUUUCUUUGGGGACAUUUGAGUGAAAAAAUCGGUAAGUGACCUUCUUGGACCUUAAUAAUUCAUUCUAUUUGCUGUUGUUUGGUUUCAAGUGACCUUUUUCAUUUCUAAUUGCACUCAGAAUUUAUUUGCAUUUAUAUCACAUUUAUAUUUCAUUCAUGGAACAAAAACACCUUGGAAAUUGUGUUUGAUUAUUUUCUUUUAGCAUACGAGAAAGCUACAAAAGAACAAAGAAUGAGAACUGAAAUAUCCCAGGCUAAAAAGGAAGCCAACUUUUAUAUACAAAAUGUAGAGAAAGGAAAAGCCAUAGAUGCAAUGAAAACUCGUAAAAGAAAGAGAGCUGAUCAGGUAGGACUGUAUCAGGCAUGCCAAACAUAUACAUAAUGUAAUAUACAGUUAGUGUUUUUGAAAAGAAUGAUAUUAGUUUGUAUGGUUCUCUAUUAAGAAAUUUUUUGAAAGUCUACAUUUAUAUUGGAACAUGAAAAAUAGAUGGAAUAUUAAAUGGGUUAAGACCUUUCCAGUAGUUGAAGACUGUGAGGAGUCUAAUUUAUCCAUUUUUUGGAAAAAAAACCAGUAAGUUAUGCUCUCAUAAGUAUAGCUCUGGGGCUAAAUGCUCUUAUCAAAGAAAUGUUUAUCAUUUGUUCUUGAAGGAUUUCAUGAAUGAAAAGGGAUGCCCCUCAAAGCAAAACACACUAGUACUGUUUUUGAGAAAAGAGUUAUUUACUUGUGUCACAAGGGUUCUUUUAUAAUGCAGCCUUUAUUCAAACAUGUAUGAACAUACAUAUAUUAAAAAUAUGAUUUUCAUUUCCAUUACAGAGACCUGUAGAGAAGAGGUUGAGAACUUUCAGGCAGCAUCAAGUUGUUGAAGAUCAGAAAAUGACAGAGAUCAACCCUGGGAAAUCCACCGAAAAAGACGUAGGGAAGUCACUCAGUAAAGAUCUAUUGAGGAAGGUAAAACUAUUAAAAGGAAAAAUAUUCCAUGUAGGCUGA